AAAAAAAAAAAAAGAAAGAAAGAAAGAAAAGAAAAGAGAGACAGAGAGAGAAAGGGAAGAGGGAAAAGAUGAAAUAUAAUGGGAUUUGUGGAUAUAGCAAAUAAUUUGGCAUUGGCCAAUCUUGCACAGUAGGUUAAAAGUGAAAAAAAAAGGAAGAAGUCCAAUGAGCCAAGGCAUAGCCGAAGGUGUGAGAGAAGGCAUAGCCGAAAGUAUGAGAGAAGGCAUAGACGAAAGUAUGAGAGAAGGCAUAGCCGAAGGUAUGAGAGCAGGCAUAGCCGAAGGUAUGAGAGAAGGCAUAGCCGAAGGUGUGAGAGAAGGCAUAGCCGAAAGUGUGAGAGAAGGCAUAGCCGAAGGCAUAGCCGAAGGUAUGAGAGAAGGCAUAGCCGAAGGCAUAGCCGAAGGUAUGAGAGAAGGCAUAGCCGAAGGCAUAGCCGAAGGUAUGAGAGAAGGCAUAGCCGAAGGUGUGAGAGAAGGCAUAGCCGAAGGUGUGAGAGAAGGCAUAGCCGAAGGUAUGAGAGAAGGCAUCGCCGAAGGCAUAGCCGAAGGUAUGAGAGAAGGCAUAGCCGAAGGCAUAGCCGAAGGUAUGAGAGAAGGCAUAGCCGAAGGUGUGAGAGAAGGCAUAGCCGAAGGUGUGAGAGAAGGCAUAGCCGAAGGCAUAGACGAAAGUAUGAGAGAAGGCAUAGCCGAAGGUAUGAGAGAAGGCAUGGCCGAAGGCAUAGACGAAAGUAUGAGAGAAGGCAUAGCCGAAGGC
Messenger RNA from Zychaea mexicana, 751 nucleotides. RefSeq lists its product as uncharacterized. The annotation marks the transcript as partial. The transcript has a single exon. The record is from RefSeq and is a predicted model, not a curated record. NCBI's taxonomy places the organism in Eukaryota, Fungi, Mucoromycota, Mucoromycetes, Mucorales, Lichtheimiaceae.